Messenger RNA from Lodderomyces theae, 1173 nucleotides. It is a transcript of the gene TIF5, whose product is annotated as translation initiation factor eIF5. Gene Ontology annotation, cellular component: cytosol. The transcript has a single exon. Gene Ontology annotation, molecular function: eukaryotic initiation factor eIF2 binding; translation initiation factor activity; GDP-dissociation inhibitor activity. NCBI's taxonomy places the organism in Eukaryota, Fungi, Ascomycota, Pichiomycetes, Serinales, Debaryomycetaceae. The coding region runs from base 1 to 1173 and encodes 390 amino acids. Gene Ontology annotation, biological process: formation of translation preinitiation complex; translational initiation; formation of cytoplasmic translation initiation complex. The record is from RefSeq and is a predicted model, not a curated record.
AUGCCUCCUCUCCAGUCCAAGACCGAAGGUAGAGGAAAUGGUAUCAAGACGGCUAUCGUCAACUUGGGUGAAGUUUCACGUGCUUUGAAUCGUCCACCAGCGUACUUGGUCAAGUUUUUCGGGUAUGAAUUGGGAGCCCAAACACAGAUCCAGACCGAUCGUUACUUGGUCAAUGGUGCCCAUGAUACUAAUGAGUUGCAGGAUUCAUUGGAUGGAUUCAUUAAUAAGUUUGUCCUUUGUGGAUCUUGUAAAAACCCUGAGACGGAAAUUGUCCUCAAGGGUAAAGAUUCAUUGGAGCGUGAUUGUAAAGCUUGUGGGAAAGUCACUUUGAUUGAUCCAAAACAUAAAUUGUACUCGUACAUUGUUAAGAACCCGCCUGAUAACAAAAAGGGUAAGAAGUCAGCCACUGCGACUGCCAAUGUUGUCGGUGGAGGAAAAUCGAUUUCUGAUAUCGCUGCUGGUCAUGAUUCCAAUGAUGCUGCCAAUUCUGCUGGUGCGAAUGGAGUUGGCGGUGACCGUGCUGAUGGCGGAGACGGCGACGACGAGGACGAUGAUUUGUUGGCCAAGAAGAUUAAUGCUGAGGCUGCCAUGUUGCAAGAUUUGAAAAUCAAAGAUGAUGAAUGGGCGGUGGAUAUGAGUGAGGAGGCAGUUGCUGCCAGAGCUCGAGAAUUGGAGGCGUUUGACUCGUCUAACUCGUACGAACAGUUGGGCGAAUGGAUACUCUCCGAAUCUAACAAUGAUGUUUCCAAAUUACCUUCUGAUGUCGAAAUCUACAAGAAGAUUGUUGAGUUGGACCUUGUUGAAUCGCCAGCCACGCUACAAGUCCUUGCACAAACUUUGUUUGAUGCCCAAGUGCUAGAUCAAAUUGAACCACAUGUGGGUUUGUUGACGAAGCUCAUUAAUGGCGACGAAGAAUUUGAAAAGUCGUUGCUUGGUGGGUUGGAGAGGUUGAUUGGGUUGCUGUACCCUAAUGAAUUAGUUGCUCAAACACCCAAGAUUUUGCAUGCGUUUUAUGAUCGUGAUUUGCUUAGUGAGGAAGUCAUCAUCAAGUGGGGGUCCAAGGUUUCAAAAAAGUAUGUUCCUAAAGAUGUUUCCAAAAAGGUUAGAAAAGCCGCUAAACCUUUUGUUCAAUGGUUGCAAGAAGCAGAAGAGGAGGAAAGUGACGAAGAGUAG